Grus americana (Whooping crane) is the source of this 3170-nucleotide messenger RNA. It is a transcript of the gene FUBP3, whose product is annotated as far upstream element binding protein 3. The coding region runs from base 87 to 1778 and encodes 563 amino acids. The record is from RefSeq and is a predicted model, not a curated record. Gene Ontology annotation, cellular component: cytoplasm; nucleus. Gene Ontology annotation, biological process: regulation of gene expression. Gene Ontology annotation, molecular function: mRNA binding. Lineage: Eukaryota; Metazoa; Chordata; Aves; Gruiformes; Gruidae. The transcript has 19 exons.
GGCUCUUUCCCUUUCCGGGUGCGGGUCCCCGGGCGGAGCGGCGGGACGGCGCGGCGGCGGCGGCGGGCGGGCGCGGGGCGCGUGUCAUGGCGGAGCUGGCGCAGGGGCAGAGCGCAGCGCCCGUGGGGAUCAAGCCCGAGGGGUUCGUCGACGCUCUGCACCGGGUCCGGCAGAUUGCUGCUAAAAUUGGAGAUAUUCCUCACUUGAAUAAUUCUACAACACUUGUGGACCCAUCAGUCUACGGUUAUGGAGUGCAGAAACGGCCCCUGGAUGAUGGAGGUCUCCGUGUAAGUGGGCUCCAUGGAGCACAGAUAAGAGACACAGAGAGAAUAGGUAACCAGUUAGGGGCCCUGGUACAUCAAAGGGCUGUAAUAACAGAAGAAUUCAAAGUGCCUGAUAAAAUGGUUGGAUUUAUAAUUGGCAGGGGAGGUGAACAGAUCUCACGGAUUCAGGCAGAGUCUGGCUGCAAGAUUCAAAUUGCUUCAGACAGUGGUGGGAUGCCUGAGAGGCCCUGUAUACUCACUGGGACGCCAGAGAGCAUUGAACAAGCAAAACGGCUACUGGGGCAGAUUGUAGAUCGCUGUCGGAACGGACCUGGUUUUCACAACGAUGUUGAUGGCAACAGUACGAUUCAGGAGAUUUUGAUCCCGGCAUCCAAAGUGGGUCUAGUCAUCGGCAAAGGAGGUGAAACAAUAAAACAGUUGCAGGAGCGAACAGGUGUGAAAAUGAUAAUGAUCCAAGAUGGCCCGUUGCCUACUGGAGCAGAUAAACCUCUCCGUAUUACUGGAGAUGCAUUUAAAGUACAGCAAGCAAGGGAAAUGGUACUGGAGAUCAUCCGAGAGAAAGAUCAGGCAGACUUCCGAGGCGUACGCAAUGAUUUCAGUUCUAGAAUGGGAGGAGGCAGCAUAGAGGUCUCUGUGCCCAGGUUUGCUGUUGGAAUUGUGAUAGGAAGAAAUGGAGAAAUGAUCAAAAAGAUUCAGAAUGAUGCUGGAGUUAGGAUUCAAUUUAAACCAGAUGAUGGGAUUAGUUCUGAAAGAGUCGCACAGGUCAUGGGGCUUCCCGAUAGGUGUCAACACGCAGCACACAUCAUCAGUGAGCUCAUUCUCACAGCACAGGAGCGAGAUGGCUUUGGAAGCUUGGCUGUUGCCCGAGGAAGAGGUCGUGGCCGUGGGGACUGGAGUGUUGGAACACCUGGGGGCAUGCAGGAAAUAACCUACACGGUGCCAGCUGAUAAGUGUGGUCUUGUUAUAGGCAAAGGUGGUGAGAACAUCAAAAGCAUAAAUCAGCAGUCAGGAGCCCAUGUUGAGCUCCAGAGAAACCCACCUCCGAACACAGACCCUGGCGUACGAAUAUUUACAAUCAGAGGAGUUCCCCAGCAAAUUGAACUCGCUAGACAUCUCAUAGAUGAGAAAGUUGGUGGUACCAGCAUGGGUGGACCUGGAGGAUUUGGUCAAAGUCCGUUCAGCCAAGCACCCGCUACACCUCAUCAAAAUGGUCCUCAGGCGUUCAUGACGCAGGGUUGGGGCAGUACCUACCAGACGUGGCAGCAGCCUGGACAGCAAGUCCCAAGCCAACAGAGCCAGCAGCAGAACAGCCAUCCCGAUUACAGCAAAGCAUGGGAGGAGUAUUUCAAAAAACAGAGUCAUGCUGCCAGUGCUGCUUCUCAGGCAAGUUCCCAGCCGGACUACACGAUGGCUUGGGCAGAGUAUUACAGACAGCAGGCUGCCUACUACGGGCAGACACUAGGGCAGGCUCAGGCCCACAGCCAGGAGCAGUAGAACAAGGUCCUCGUGGCAAUUUUUUUUUUUCCUUGGAAUCAUUGUGGAAGAAAACCUUUUUGUAACAGAGGUUUCUAGAUUUGCAACAUUUUGAUGAAGACUUUUCUGUUUGUUUGUGAAACACUAGUUGUAGGAUAAUCUAUACUGAACUUUUCUAAGAAUCAGGAACAAUUAGUAAUGUACUAAACUUAUGGACAUGCUGGUAAUUUUGUUUCCAAAUUUGUAAAAAAAAAAAAAACAAAAAAACAAAAACAAACCUCCGGGAUUCUUUUUGGAGAGAAGCCAGAGAAUUUGCAGGCACCAAAACGCACCCCAGAGCUGUGACAUUUCAACAUGUGGGUUUUUGUGUGUGUUUUUUUCCUUUUAAUUUUCGAUCUUUUCUGUUGCAACAGAAAGAGUGGCUUGGAAGUCUUAGGUGGUAUGUAACAAAUCCUAAAAAGAAAAAAAAAUUUUAAACAGUAUUUAAAUAUUCUUAAAUAUGUAAAUUCAUUAAAUGUUUUACUUCUAAUUUCUUGUACCUUGGCUGUCUUUGAUUUUAUUGCCUUUUUUAAAAAACUGAACUAUGAUAUGUAUUGUAAUUAAUUAUGUGAAUUCUGUAUUGAGACAAUUACUGUUUUGCUGUCAGGCAAGUUAUGGGUGGGGGGGCAUUUUGUAGGGUUUGUAUAAUUUCUAGAGUCUAAAGGGUUAAUAUAAAAAUGUGUUAAUUUUUUUAGCAAUACAUUUUUUCAUGUCUCCAUUGCUAGUUGCAUUUAUGUAUCUAAGACCUCCAAGCUUGUUUAAAAAAAAAAAGAAGAAAAAGAAAAGCAAAAAAACUUUCCUCUAUGCUCUCAGAAAUAUAAAUACUGUUAUUUUUAAUAUUAAAAUGAAUCUGCUAUUAGUACCUUUAACAAACACUGUGGAACAUAAAACCAUAUAAAAGGUAGUAACUAUUUUUUAAUUCCAAGGUGUUUUUUGCUUUUUCAUUUCUUUUAAAUAUUUUCUUAUCUAAUAUUUGUCAAAUUACCUAGAGAAAUAAAUGAAUCUAGUAUUAACCACAGUAUGAGCUAAAUAAUUUUGAUUUAAUAAAAGGGAUAAUAUGAUUUCCAAUGUUUACUGUAGUGUUUCUUGUACAGAUAACAGUGUAUUUUUAAAGGAAAAACGGAAUUGAAGCUAUUUUUUCUUGCAUUUUUAAUUGCCCUGCGGGACAUUCCGUUUUGAAAUGUACUGAAGUUACUGUUCUUGGGUUCUUUCCUUAUUUUUCCUUAUGCUUGAAAUGUCUAACUAUAAAGAAACGCAAUUGGAUAAUGUUGAGCAUGGUGUUUAAAAAAAAAAAGUGUUCUUUUUAUUUGACUGACAGUUGCAUUUUACACUCUAUAUAAUAAAAUUUCCACAAGAUGUCUUGUGGAUGAAGUA